Messenger RNA from Heteronotia binoei (common prickly gecko), 1336 nucleotides. RefSeq names its product aurora kinase A and ninein-interacting protein-like. The coding region runs from base 135 to 1205 and encodes 356 amino acids. The transcript has 4 exons. NCBI's taxonomy places the organism in Eukaryota, Metazoa, Chordata, Lepidosauria, Squamata, Gekkonidae. The record is from RefSeq and is a predicted model, not a curated record. Gene Ontology annotation, biological process: spindle organization. Gene Ontology annotation, cellular component: spindle pole; centrosome.
GUGCGUAUACGCCUCUUCUGCUAUUGGGCAGGUCUAAGCGGAAGAGGCGGAGCUUGGGAGGCGGGAAGGAAGAAUGGAGACGUCCUUCUUUCCCUUGCAGACGAGCGGCCAGUUGCAAGCUACAUGAAGUCCAGAUGAAACGGAAGGGCAGAAGUCCUGCAGAGCAGCCGCAGGAGGCUUGUGGCAUCUGGCUGGAUACUUUGGCCCUCAAAAAAAGUAAAAUGCAGACCCUAAUAGCUAAGCCAACAUUACGCAUGCAGAGCAGACCUUUGCCGUACCCUGCUCUGGAAAAAGUACCUCUUCCCUUCACUAAGCAAACCAGCAUUUCCACUUUCUUCUGCUCUCAACCAGUAGGUGAAAAGAAAGCCAAUGCAAACACAGAGCUAUCAGGUGCUGCAUCGAAAGGCGACUGCAACCUGCAAGGACGUGGAACGCUUGAAGGCGACAGAAGCCAGUUGGCAGUCUCAUCAUUUCCACCGCUUCAGGAGUUCAAACGUGUACAACAUCAUGCCCGUUGGACCUGUGCUCAGAAUAACAGUGGACGGCUGGAUCAAGCUAAGGGGGAGAAAUGUACCACAGAAGAUGACAACUUAGACUGCACUCAGCACCCGGAAGCAAAUGGGGUUAUUGAGCAUACUGCUGUUUCCAGAUCACCUCUGAAAGACAAAAAUGGUGGCUGGAGAACAUCCAGCACCGUGUAUUCUCAGACUAGCCAAAACCUGAAGGUUCUGAGAAGAGGCAGAACUUGUUCCUCCUACAGCAAGAGCCACUUGAGUGAUUCCUCAAAUUCUGAGAACACUGAUCCUCAGCUGGAGAGAAGUGGCGCAGCCAUGAAACUGAAAGGCUUUAACCAAAACAUGAUAGGAAUUCCCUCAGAAACAGUCAUGGCUCCUUGCGUUUCUGAUAAAGGGCCCAAGGACAGCCAGCUAGGAUGUACCCCUUCCUUGUUCAGUCAAGACUCGGAGGGUCGCAGAGUAAUUUCUCACCGCUUUUCUGGUGAGCGAGGCAACCUUUGUUUGCUGAAGCAGCCUUUGUGGGACAAAAGCGAUCGAGGAACCAGCCCAGCCUAUAGAGACUGCUUGGGGGCUUGUUUUCCUGCAGAAAGUGGGCCGCAGCUACACCCAGGAGCAGAAAUUAGUCUGAAUUCAUGUUACGACUUGCUAUUCACAGAGGAUUCGGAAGGCAAUAGAGUCAUUAAACACUGACUUAUAAUUGCUCAGUGCGAUGCAGGCCUAGUAAUGCUUGUGGUAUUCAGGUUUGAAACAAAAUGGACACUGUAAAUAUAAGCGCUUCGUGAUUAUUAAUUAUUAAAUAAAGGGAUGUUGUUUUGAAGGAA